Molecule: messenger RNA, 2289 nt
Organism: Acanthopagrus latus (yellowfin seabream)
Lineage: Eukaryota; Metazoa; Chordata; Actinopteri; Spariformes; Sparidae
Product: heat shock protein beta-7-like
Exons: 3
Coding region: 1086-1718 (210 amino acids)
Source: RefSeq, a predicted model, not a curated record
ACUUUUCUCAGGUCAUUCUGUAUACAGUGAAGAUUAUUUAAAUAAUGUUCCGGAAAGCCUUUUUUAAAGAUAUGCUGUGGAAGAUUUAUUCAUGCAUAAUUUUUUAUACAAGGACAGAUACAAGUGUUUCACCUGAGAGCACAAAUUGGGACUGUCAUGUUGAUGUAUGCUGCCUGUAUUAACUGGAUUGUUUCAGUUUUAUAGCUCACAUAUGAAGUGUCCCUGCUAUGACUGACGCUACAUUAUCCUGAAGGGUAAAACGACAUGCUGCUGUAAGUCAUUUUUCACGUCCUCGAAUGAAAAACACACACGUAUACCGUAAAAUUAUUAAUGUGACAGUCUUGAAUGUCACUGUUGCCAUGCAGCGCCGAGGACAACUACGCUGUCAAUAGGCAAAUGUCACAUCAAUUAAAGCUUUUUAAGAGGGAACGUAAAGGUCAGCCGGGGCUGUAUAUACUUUGGCUUUUGUCGGACUAAAAAACAUUUUGUACAUUUUGUGAUCUUGGCCUUGAAUCUGUUCUCCACGGAAGCACUCUCCAUUUCAGAUUUGAACUUUAGAGUGUAUCUGUUAUUCCAUUAGCAGGUAAGCAGAACUUAAAUGGCCAAUUUUCUCUUGCAUUAUUGAUAAAGCGUUCACAUCGUGUGCUCGGUCAGUCUAACUGACGACCUGACCAUACACUCGCCACUCUUCUAUUUCUGACCACAUGCUAGAAGCAUCUCCAAGAGGCCCCUCCAGCCUUAUCUCUGCUGUGUGGCUCUGCAUAAGAAGGGGUCUCCAGUCCUUAUCAGUUUGUCCGUUACAUUCUUGGCACCGAUGGAUAGACAAACUGCCAUUUAUGGCUAAAGGAAGACAUGCUGUUCUACUUCCCACAAUACACCAGUGCUUUAUAAAAACCCACAACAGAGACUGUGAGUGGGAGUGUAACAGCUUUUGGUAACCCACUUCUUUCGCUUUUAUUCUGAAGAGUACAGAAAUCACAUCUGAAAAGGGUCUGAUUUUCUGAAUCUAGGCUGUAUUGAGAGUGGGAGUAUUUUCUUCUAAGUGUUUGUUUGCAAGUGUGAAAGGCUACUUCACAUCCUCUAUUAUGGCAUCACUGACAUCUUCCAGCCGGAGAUCCUCCUCCUCCUACCGUUCAUCAUCACGUUACAGCACCUCCAGCUCUUAUCGGUCCGAGGGCUCACUGGGUGGAUCGUCCGAUUCUCUGGAUCCCCUUUUUGAGCCGUUUCUUGACUCGGCUGAUCAUACCGGUCUGUUUGGAGAAGAGGGCCCCGGGGGACCCAGCUGUUUGUCCCCCUUCAGCAGGCACAGCAGAUCCUCCUAUGGACACACUGAUAUUGCUCCUACAGUGUGCUGUGUCUCCACCGCCCCUGUAGGUGGCGCUGUGACAGGCCGGCAGAGCAGCACAGGUGGGCCAGUGCAUCCCCUGGGAGACAGCUACUACAUGUCAGCUAACGUCAGCCAGUAUGAGCCACAUGACAUAGUGGUGAUGGCCUACAACCACCAUGUCGUCAUUCACGCUCAGAAGGUACUUGACGAUGGAAGCAUCAGUGACACAUUCACCCAUAAAUCCCUCUUCCCGGAGGAUAUGGACCCUCUGUCAGUCAGUGGGAGCCUUAACCCUGAUGGUACCCUGGUGGUGAGCGUCCGCCGGACUGCAGCACCAGCUGUGCUGGAGCCACUGGGUGUCCCCACUUAUCGAAGUGAAGCUCACCUCUGAGCUCCAGCCUCAUAGUGCUUCUCUCUCCUAACAUUGUUUGACUAUUAUCAUGUUAUUAUAGCGUUGUCAGCGAGAUACACUCAUGUAUCAAGCCAAUAAUAAGUUAAGUCUGUGAAUGACAAGUUGUGUUUGUCUACCGGUUAAGCAAAACUUUGAUCACUAUAAUAUAUCUCAGCAACUUCUGCUGUACUUGGAUCAGAUCCAUUGGGGUAGGGCUUACAGUCUGCCAGAAUAUCUUUUUGAUAUUACUAUACCAAUGUGGGGUGCCAAAGUUAGAUAAAUACGAAGUCCCACACAGAGUGGCUAUGAAACACAGAUGAACACAGACGACUGAAACCCUCUAAAAAUGCAUGUUUGACUUAAAACAAGUAGCCCCAGGUCAGUCUCUGUAAUCUUUUUUAUAUGAACAAUGUAAUAAGUGUACUUUUUUCAUGUUCUUGUGUAAAUCACAAGUUGCACAACCAGUGCAAGUUGCAAACUUUGUCUGUAGUGUCAAACUAAUUUAUAUUAUGAUUCAAGGUUCAAUAAAUGUGUGUUUUGUACAGAAAAUGUUUGCAAAUGUUUUUGUUAA